AGCAUUUGUUAUGACUUAACCCACAAACUUACAUCGAAACCAAACAAAAGGAGAAAUGGAGCUUCACCACCAUUUUAGCCAUCAACAUCCUUUGGAGUUCAUCGAAGAUCACAACCUUAAAAGUGAGAAGGCUAAUUGCUCAGGAUGUGGGGAGUUGGUCUCAGGUCCAAGCUUUAGUGGUACAGAGUGUGGGUUUUACCUUGACAAGAAAUGCUUCGAGGCCACUUCAGAGGUAAAUCAUCCCUUUCAUGAACAUCCUCUAGUUUUACAAUUCAACAGUCAGCGUCUCCCUUGUCAAAUUUGCCAAAUAACCCAACCUAGGGGACUUGUCUAUUGUUGUUCACCUUGUGAGUUUGCCAUUCAUAUUGCAUGUGUUGAGCGACCAACUAUAAUUAACCACCCUUGUCACCGUCACCAUCCUCUUAUUCUACAGCUUAAUUUGAAAUCUCUUCUCUGUCAAAUCUGUCGGGAAACACAAGCUUUGUUACCUGCUUAUUAUUGUUCCGCAUGCAAGUUUGGACUUCAUGUUAAAUGUGUCUCUCCAAAACCUACUAUCAAAGGUGAAAUUCAUGAACACCCAUUCACCUUGUUUUGGAGACAAGUCCCAUUUAUUUGUGAUGCUUGUGGAACAAGCGGAGAUUGUAUCUCUUAUAUUUGUUCUCCAUGUGGCCUUAUAGUUCAUGAAAAUUGCAUUUCAUUGCAACCCAUCAUCAAAAGGUUUCCACGACAUGGUCACUCAAUUUGCCACACAUUCAUCCUUGGGCAAUAUGAGAUCAAAUCAUGGAAAUGCAAGAUUUGCCAUGAGGAGGUGAAUUCGAAGCAUGGGUGUUACUGUUGUUCUGAUUGUAAUUAUGUUGUCCAUGCAAAUUGUGCAUUAGAAGAUUACAGAUGGUACAAUAUAUUCGACGAUGAGAUUGGAGAAGCGGGUGAGUUGCUUAACAACUCAGCCUUUGCUGUUAUUAAAGAGACCAAGCUUGGAGAAAAUCCUGCAAUACCCACAGAGAUAAAACAUUUAAGCCAUCCUCACAACUUAAUUUUCAGCAAUGAUAUUAAGGAUGAUAAAUAUUGUGAUGGCUGCGUGUUGUUCAUCUCGACUUCAUUUUACCAUUGUGCACAAUGUGAUUUCUUUCUCCAUAAAUCAUGUGCCGAAUUGCCUAAGAAGAUGUUCGAUUGGCGUCAUAGGCACCAACGUCCCCUCACUCUUAAGUUACAUGCUGAUUUUUUGUGUCCUCAAUGUGUAUUUCUGUUCAAUAACUGUUUCUCCUAUGAUUGUAAUGUGUGUGAGGCGCGUCACUGCGUUCGUUGUAUUCAAUUUUCGGAUACCCCCACAUGUCAAGGGCAUGAACACCGCCUUUUACGUUACGAAAAGUAUGAAGGGCAAUGCAAUGGCUGUGGAAAUUAUCUACAGUAUGCGUAUGCUUGCAAAGAGUGCAACUUUGCUGUGGAAUACGGUUGUCUUACGCUUCCCGAUAAGAUUCAACACAACUGUGACGAACAUCCGCUCAUGCUCACAUAUGGUGAAGACAACAUUUAUUCAGAGUACCAUUACUGCGAUAUUUGUGAAAAAGGAAGAAAUCCAAGCCAUUGGUUUUAUCGCUGUGCAAGUUGUGAUUAUUCGGUUCAUAAAAAUUGUGUUAUUAAUCGAUACGUAUAUAUGAAGCUCAGGAAGACUUACACAAUAAAGGAUCAUCCACACCCACUCACUUUCACCCGAAAGGUCUAUGACUACCCUCCUGAAUGCCAUAAAUGUGAGGAGCACUGCAAAGAUCUAUCUGCUGAGUGUCUAGAGAAUGGGUGUCACUACAUUGUUCAUUGGAAAUGUAUAGACCCUCAUAGAGAAGAUAUCUUAUGGUUGUUGCGACAAAGAGGUUCAUGAUUGAUGGCACCCAACACUACUUUAGUUUCUAGAAAAACAAAACAAUCGUUUUGUUGGUUGAGACUUGAAAGUCCAUUAAUGUAGUGUUAGUGUGUUAUUUUAUGGUUUUUAUUGUAAAUAAAAUGUGAAACUUGAUGUUAGUGUUACAUGUUUGUAAAUAAUUUGGAAUGGGAAGAAUAUCUUUAUAGUUU
Molecule: messenger RNA, 2067 nt
Organism: Gossypium arboreum
Lineage: Eukaryota; Viridiplantae; Streptophyta; Magnoliopsida; Malvales; Malvaceae
Exons: 1
Coding region: 56-1876 (606 amino acids)
Source: RefSeq, a predicted model, not a curated record